Messenger RNA from Sardina pilchardus (European sardine), 3523 nucleotides. RefSeq names its product sialoadhesin-like. The coding region runs from base 139 to 2754 and encodes 871 amino acids. NCBI's taxonomy places the organism in Eukaryota, Metazoa, Chordata, Actinopteri, Clupeiformes, Clupeidae. The transcript is spliced from 14 exons. The record is from RefSeq and is a predicted model, not a curated record.
GCCAGUAAUCUACAAAAACAUUUGUGGAAUAAAAGAGAAGCAUUUCAUCUGCACUUCCUUUUCCACAAUCACACACUCUGAUCAGUCACUCGACAAACUUGCCCUUGAGUGAGUCUCUUGUGUGACGGGAAGGUGAUAAUGUACACGUGCAUGUUGGUGGUAUUAUUUCUCCUAAGUCUACCAGCUGUGCAGGGUGGAGGGACUGUGACGUACUCCACCAAUAGAGUCUGCGGUCUUAAAGGAGCAGCAGUGGUCCUGCCCUGCACAUAUGAAUAUUCCUGGAUUGGUGGAUAUAGGAGAGGAGAGUGGUAUGAAGAGAAGAGUGGGACAGUCAUAGUGCAUAACCCUCCUAAUUAUGACUGCAGUCUGAGAAUAGAUAAACUGUCAAAUUAUCACUUUGGUGUUUAUCAGUUUCGGUGUAAAGGAUACCUACACAGCAGCUGGAUAACAGGCAGAUCUGGUGUUGAACUUUCAAUCACAGACCUGCAGGUGAAGGAGGAGGCUGUUGUGGGGAAUCAGAAUCAGAUUAAAGUGACCUGCAGCACCUCCUGCAGUUUGGACUCUAAAUAUAAGUAUAUCUGGUACAAGAAUGAACAGACUCUAAAAGACAAAACCACAGUCUCCAUAGUACUGGACUCUACCAGACCCUCUGAAAAGGGAAACUACUCCUGUGCUGUGAGAGGUCAUGAGGCUCACAGCUCCCCUGCAGUAUGUGCUCCAAGAAAACAGUGUUGGAGUGUGACGUACUCCACCGAUAGAGUCUGCGGUCUUAAGAGGGCAUCUGUGACCCUGCCCUGCACAUAUUACUAUUCUGGGAUUGGUGGAUAUAGGAGUGGAGAGUGGUAUGAAGAGAAGAGUGGGAGAGUCAUAGGAUAUUACCUUACAAAUUAUAACUGCAGUCUGAAAAUAGAUAAACUGUCAGAUGAUCACUCUGGUGUUUAUCAGUUUCGGUUUUACACAACCUUGCACCGCAGCUGGAUAACAGGCAGACCUGGUGUUGUACUUUCAAUCACAGACCUGCAGGUGAAGGAGGAGGCUGUUGUAGGGAAUCAGAAUCAGAUUAAAGUGACCUGCAGCACCUCCUGCAGCUUGGGCUCUCAGUAUGUCUGGUACAAGAAUGGACAGACUCUACGAGGCAAAACCACAGUCUCCAUAGUACUGGACUCUACCAGACCCUCUGAAAAGGGAAACUACUCCUGUGCUGUGAGAGGUCAUGAGGCUCACAGCUCCCCUGCAGUAUGUGCUCCAAGAAAACAGUGUUGGAGUGUGAGCUACUCCUCUACACGAGUCUGUGGUGUUAAAGGGGCAUCAGUGGUCCUGCCCUGCAGAUAUGAGUAUCCAUGGAAAGAUGCAUAUCAGAGAGGAGAGUGGUAUGAAGAGCAGAGAGGGAGAGUCAGAGAACACAGCAACUCUAAAUAUCCUGACUGCAGCCUGAACAUAGACAACCUCUCAGAUAAUCUCACUGGUGUUUACCAGUUUCACUUCAACACAACCCUACACAGCAGCUGGAUAACUGGCAAUUCUGCUGCUAUUCUCUCAGUCACAGACCUGCAGGUGAUGGAGGAGGCUGUUGUAGGGAAUCAGAAUCUGAUUAAAGUGACCUGCAUUACCUCCUGCAGCUUGGGCUCUCAGUAUGUCUGGUACAAGAAUGGACAGACUCUACGAAGCAAAACCACAGUCUCCAUACUACUGGACUCAACCAGACCCUCUGAGGAGGGAAGUUACUCCUGUGCUGUGAAAGGUCAUGAGGGUCACCGCUCCGAUGCAGUGUGUGCUCCAGCACAACAGUGUUGGGGUGUGACCUACUCAUCUAACAGCAUCUGUGUAUUGGAGGGUUCAUCUGUCGAUAUUUCCUGCACUUACAAAUACCCCAGAGAUCAAGACAUCACCACAACAUUUUGGUUUAACAAUAGAAACACUAGCCAUCACCUUGAGGACAUACGCUUGGAUAAAGACUAUCAAAACCACACUGAGUAUCUCAGGAAUGAAAGGAAUAGUUGCACUCUGAGACUGAAAGGUAUCAGAGAGAGUCACUCUGGAGAAUACGGCUUCAGGUGUUCAACAGAACAGGGAGAGAGUUACUCUGGGUUACCUGGAGUCAACAUCACUGUUACAGCUCUGCAGGUGUUCAUACCUCCUGAAGCAGUGAUGGAGGGAGAGAGGGUGACCCUCACCUGUAAUACUACCUGUACUCUGACCAACACCACCUUCAUCUGGUACCAGAAUGGACAGCCUGUGAUCUAUAAACACACAAUCAGAGACAACAAGCUGCAUCUAAACCCAGUCAGCAGUGAGGAUGCAGGCAAUUACUCCUGUGCUGUUAGAGGACACCAGAGUCUCUCCUCAACUGCUGUCUUUCUCAAUGUUAGAUACCCAGAACCUGUUACUAUGAUGCUGCUGGCUAGUCUCACCAUAUUCAUCAGUCUUUUUCUGUUGCUGAUACUUGGAAUUAUGUGCUUGAGGAGAACUGGUCAUUUCCAUGGCUGUGUCAUCAAGAAUCAUCGUAGCCGUAACCAUGGUCCUCAUGCUGGUGUGUCUCAGACGGUCCAUUCUGAUACCCAUGAUGACACGUACACAGCUCUCAACCCCAGGACCAUGUCCUCUGAGUAUGACACACUGCAGAAUGUGAGGACUGUGAGUGACACAUAUGAGUCUCUCCAGAGAAGAGCUCAGGACUCAGGAGUGUAUGAGAAUCUGCAGAGAAGAGAGACGCCCCCUACAGAGAUGGAGUUAGAGGAUCUCAGUAAGAAAUGACACCAACCAUGAUUGUCCAUCUCUUACUUGCUGGUAUUGCCUGACUUUGUCCAGACUAGAGAUGUCAUUAAUAUGUCCCUUUUCCCCACCCUCCACUAAUGUAACUUGAAGACAACCAUAGCUAAUUUACAAAUGUUCUAAUCAUCUCCACAGUUGCUGUUUUCCUAUGCUGUAACAUGGUAGAUUUACUACGGUAUCAGGAUAAUGCUAUAGUUAGCUUGUGCAAUGUAUGUCUGUGACUUAUGAUGAAUACUGUAAGUGUGAAUGAGAUCAGGACUGUUAAGGCAUGCUAGCUGCAUCAACAUCAAAAGGCCAUGAGGUAGAACUGAGCUCAACCUACUCUAGUAUUCUGGGAUCUCUGUAAUUGUAUUGAAACUGUAGAGGUGUUUUCAGUGAAUAUCUUCAGGGAAUAUUUUAUUCAGAGUGGCCAUGGCUAUAGUUGCAGCCUCACUUCCUCUGUAGGUGUGGAAAUUGCUCUGUUGGUUUCAAACAACUCAUUUAGAUGCAGUCCCAUGAGGGGUUGUAAUGCGGCCGCUCACUCCCUGUCUUAUGGUGUUUCUCUUUGUCCUCUACAUCAUCCUCUACUCGUCAUUCUAAAACAAACAAUUCCAGUGUCAGAAUGGCUGGAUUCUGUUUGAAGUCUUUGUAAAACACUCCACAUACACAUUCAUAUAAACCGUUACAAAGUUACAACUGAAUUGCUGAAUUGCUGAUUCGGUUUUUUUUUUCGGAUUUGAGUUACAUUGUGUUAAAAUUUGUUUGUAUGUUG